Molecule: messenger RNA, 7379 nt
Organism: Schistosoma haematobium
Lineage: Eukaryota; Metazoa; Platyhelminthes; Trematoda; Strigeidida; Schistosomatidae
Gene: EIF4A3
Product: Eukaryotic initiation factor 4A-III, variant 2
Exons: 8
Coding region: 4849-5910 (353 amino acids)
Molecular function (GO): RNA helicase activity; RNA binding; ATP binding
Source: RefSeq, a predicted model, not a curated record
GUUAUGGAUUCCAAAACGUUUCAGUUUGAAUUUAAGACCAGAGUAUGAAACCUUAUCAAAGGCUUUACUUAGAUCUAUGAAAAUUACAUCCACAGGAGCAUUCCGAUCCUUUGCCGCGGCCCACUCUUCUCGUGCAAUGAGAAGAUUUGUCAAGCAAGAUAGGCCUUUCCGAAAACCAUGUUGUGCCCUGGAGAAAAGAUUUUGCCCUUCAACAUAGUUUAUAACAGCUAUCCGAAUGAUUUUCUCCAUCAGUUUCACAACUGCACUAGUUAAGCUAACGGGUCUAUAGUUACUAACUAAAUCCCUACUCCCAGCCUUAUACACUGGACUUAUUAUGGCGUCUUUCCAGUCUCUAGGAUGUCUGGACUGUCUCAGAGACAUGUCGAAUAGUAUCGCUAAUGGUUCAGCAAUUUCAUCUGAUAUGGCUUUCAUAAUCCUAGGAUGAAUAUCAUCGGGACCACUGGACUUAUCAGGUUUGAGAUGCUGAAGUAGCCUUAAAACAGUAUCUUUCUCAAUGACUACAGGAUCCAUCAGCGAGCCGUCACGGUCACGAUGAAUCAUUGGUCGUUCCUCAUUACCGAUAGAAAACACUUUACUAAAAUAUUCCGAUAAAGCUUCAGCUUUUUCGGCAUCAUUCUCUGCUAAGAUUAACGGAUUGUCUCGUAUCAAAAGUGAUGGAAUUCCAUCGCUUCUCUUAGUUCGCCUUUUUAUAUACGAGAAUAACCGUUUCGGACUAUAUCUAGAAUCCCUAACCAAUUGUUUUUCGUAUGAAUGUCUAGUCUUGCUUAUUAACGCUUUACAGGCAUUCCUAAUCUUACAAUAACUGGAUCUGUAUUGUUCUAAGCCAGUAGAGAUGAACAUAUUCCAGUGAUUCUUCCUUUUUCUAAGGAGUUUCCUGACCGUUUUAGUUAUCCAUGGUGGACUAUUAUUCGGUCUUCGCGGUACCAGGUAUGGUAUGAACGGGGACGUAACUAGUCUAAAUUUACCUUUAAAUACAGACCAUGCUUCUUCAACUGAUAUGCUAGUAUCUACUAACCAAUCUGUCUUAGCAGCGCAUUCCUGAAUGGCUGAUAUGUUAGCUUUCCAUACAUUUGGGCGCGGUGUAACCUGAUCGUAUAACAUGUCCCUAGUUCUAAACGCGAAUGACAAAACAGCGUGAUCGCUGUUUACUAACGGUGGAAGAAUAUUUAAGUCGACAAUAUCCUCAGUCUCAUGAGUGAUUACCGAAUCCAGCAGAGAAGAACCCUGGUUGACACCAAAACGUGUGGGUUGGGAUACAUGCUGCACUAGUGCAUGCUCCAUUAUUGUUAUCAGUAACCUACUAUCAAAGGAGUUUAUAGAUCCUUCUGUGGUCAUAUCAGUCCAACUAAUAUCAGGUGCGUUAAAGUCUCCUAUUAUCAAGCACCUGGUAUUAUCACUCCAAAGAUGAAUGUGCUCUAAAACAAAGUCAUCAGCUAAGCAGAUUGGGCUCCGAUAAAUGACACCUAGUAUAAAUGUACUACAUCCUAUAGCCAACUUACAGCUAAUGACUUCACAAGUGCCGCUAUCAUGGGAUUCGCUAGUAGAGGAGCGGAUAUUUAUGCCAUUGGCUAUAUAUAACAGGACGCCGCCUCCUUUUCUACAUCUAUGUCUAUCACUCCUGAUGCAAUGGUAUCCGGAUAAUUCUGGAGUAAUGUCUAAGUCAUGGACUAACCAAGUUUCUGUCACUGCUACUAUGAGUGGCUUUAACCUGUCUACUAGUGCUUCUAGUUCAUAGAACUUAUUUCGUAAACUACGAGCGUUGGCAUAUAAAACUCCUAAGUAGAAAAGCCUAUCCACACAGGCCUUGGUAGCAUUCGCUUCCAAGACCUGACUAUCCGAAAACCCACUAGUCGGAGAUUUUCCUCGCCGUUUUGCCGACGGGUUUCAAGUUCAGCUAGUGCUUUCUUCCUUUUUAUUCUAUCUUCGAGAGACAUGUCAGGUCUAACUCGGAUGUCAGAAUUGUCGUGACAACGAGCGCUACUUAACAAGAGAUCCCGUUGCUUCUCCGAUCCUAGGAUUACCUUAAGGAGUCUGCAUGGACGGGGUUCAACAUUGUCCUCGGUCCUCUUGCCUAUUCUUACCAAUUUUUUGACCUGAACUCCUCUGGAGUUAUCUGGUAAAAUACUACGAAUGUAUUCUCCUAGCUUUUCUAAGUCAUGCGCGUGUCUAAUUUUCGGAUCAGGGUCGUUUGACUCCCGCAAUUUGCUCACAAUAAUAUUCGAUGUUAUUAGAUUUUUCUUCUCAGUCACGCCAGGAUGGGUUUCACUCUUACCUUCAGAUUUUGGUAGUGCAAUUUGUGGCUCACAAUUUGAGUCCACCAGUGAGUUACUAACUACCUGUGUACUGCUUACAGCUUUUUUCGUUUCGUUUCCUACGUACCGUAGUCCAUUUUUCAUCCCUCAUAACACUGGGACUAUUUGGAACGGUGACUGUUUUAUCCAGAUCUUCGGUUCCCAUUAAAAGUGCAUUAUUAACCAUGUCAGUACCAGGUGGUACUACUCCCCCUGUUAAUGUCAACGAAGAUUCCACUUUUACGUCGGUCAGAGUCGGUUGUUUGAGGCGUCGCGUAACAGCAGGUACUACACUGACACAUUCGUCGCUGUCAGUGCCCGUGUUGUCAGUGCAUAUGCCAUCCUUCUUUUUACAGGCCAAAGCCAACAGGCUCAUAGCCUCCUGUAUUAGUAAUGCCUUGUUGGCACAGCAAAACAUGCAAAGCCAAUGUGAGUUAGGCUUCGAGCAUCUUUUGUAUGCGGUGGGACUUAAGCGGGUGCACAUUUUGUGGAACCACUUAUGGCAUUCGUCACACUGCAUCCCCUCUUCCACAGGGAACAAACAGUUUGGUUGCCCACAUUUGUGAGUCUUACCAACCAUUGUAAUUCGAUUUAAAAGGUUUAAAAACAAAAAAUGAUAACAAUGUGAACACAAGUGUUAGUCAAGGACUAAAAACAGGUACUCAGGACAAAAUGUAGCAAAAAAUUUCAAACUUUAACCAAAGAACUCUUAGUUAAAGUCGACCAAGAAUGCUUUUUAGUGCAAUAAGUACCAAAAGCAAGUAUAAUCACCACAAGUACAAAAUUCACUGCCCUUUGUGAAAUUAGCGCGCCUACUCCUACACAAGAAAGCAUCCCCCGUCAAGAUAGACGGUGGCUGAGCAUACGUUACACAUGUAUUCUGUCAAUGAAAUUCCAAUGGGAUCACUAGUUUAAGUAGCUUGGUUUGUGUACAUUGCGUUUUGAUGUUAAGUGGUCGUAGACAUUUGGUAAGAAAUUUAGACUACUUUCACUUGUCUAACAUAUUAGAGUUUAUGUUAAAUUUACAUGAAGAACUUACUAUAUCUCGACUCGCACGUUCCCAUUAAAUGGUUAUAAAUGAACCAGUUAUAGUAUUAUAAUUUCAGUUUAGACUCUUCUUACCCCUGUCAUGUAUCUAUCUCACUAACAAUUAGGGAGAACUAUAAAUUAGACUUUACCCCAUAAGGUGUUUUUAACAGCUUUGGAAAACCCAAUAGCCCGGCUGAAACUAGUAAUUUAGACCACGUGAUCGUGACUAGGUUUUUAUUUUCUAGUUUCGAGUUCCCCCCUGACGAUGUAUUGCCACUUACUUAACAGUUGUCAGCAUAUCUGGUGCCAGGUUCAGUAAGAAGUAAUCGUUCAAGUAAAAAGUCUUUUCUGAAUGCUAUUUCCCAGCUACCUUUGUAGGAAUGGCCUUUGGUAUCAGUCCAAUUUUAUGAAAUAAAAUCUGUGGCUAUUUGAUAUUUUAUCCAAUACUUAAACUCACAGUUCACUUUUAAAUAGCUAAUAAAGUUGCGAAAAUGAUCAAGUUCUUUUUUUCAUUAGAGGAACUUCUAUUAUACUCCUUUGGACUAACUUUUAUAUACAAAAAAGGAAGCACAAUUCUUUCACUAGCCUAGUAGCUGCAAUUUUAUUUUGUAAGGCAAUUUCAUUUUCUGUCAAUACCAAUUUUAACUAGGUAAUUAUUUACUGACUAAUAUGGUGAAAUGAAACCAUACUUAUUCUACUAACCCUUUGCUAAAAAGGAAAGUGGUUGAAAGUUGAGUGCUCUAAUCAAUCAGUUAUUAUCCGGCUAUGGUUCAAAGUUCACUCUUAUAACCUCAAUAAAUAGGUGGGAUUAAAGUGGAGACGUAUUGUGUAAUUAAGCGUUAUUUGUUAUCUGUAGCAUCUAUAAAAACCUUUCUGUUUUGAUAUCGGAUGAUACACGCUGUAGCUACCAUUUAUGUAACCAACAUAAUCGAUUAUUUUCUACAUUUGGUUAGGCACAUUGUUUGUCGGGAGUAUUUACGACCUACUCUCAGAUCAACGGAUUUUCGGAAAUGGAUACGUUAUCCGAAAGUGACUUCAAUUUAUCCGAAUCACUGAAAUCUUAUCCAACGUUUGCUUCUAUGGGGUUAAAAGAAAACCUUUUAAAGGGGAUUUAUGCCUACGGAUUUGAAAAACCCUCCCUUAUUCAACAGAAAACUAUCAAACAAAUAACUUUAGGGAGAGAUUUGAUUGCACAAGCUCAAAGUGGGACUGGAAAAACUGCAACAUUUAGCAUAGGAACUUUGCAAAACGUUCUCCCCGAGAUCUGUCAAAUUCAAGUGCUAGUCUUGGCACCCACACGCGAAUUGGCUUUCCAAAUACAUCAUACUACAUCCCAGUGAUACUUGUUAAAUAUCUUAACAGAAUGUCAUUGAAGCUAGUUGGAGGUAACUAACUGUACAACAACAAUGAAUAUGACACUGUUGAUUCUCAUCUUGAAAACUGGUUGGUUUGCACUUCUGGAUUACUCCAUACUAUAAGAAUAUAUUCACUUGUGACCAACAAUGUUAUGUCAUCAUUGUCUGAUUACUUGUCUAUCAGAUGUGUCUCCUGUUGUGGUGGGCGAAACAAUACUAUGCAAAUGGCUCGCGAACUUGAUAAGGGAGUGCAUGUUGUCGUUGGUACUCCAGGUCGAAUAUUGGAGCUUCUUCGACAAGGUAACAUACGUUUAAAUAAACUACGUUCUUUGGUUUUGGAUGAAGCUGAUGAAAUGUUAAAUAGAGGAUUACACGAUCAGUUAGAGGAGAUAUAUCGCCGCCUCCCAUCUCAUACUAAUUCGAAUAACAAAAAGUCUCUCAGUUGUCAAAUUGUUAUCAUCUCAGCUACAAUGCUUAAAGAGCAUUUAGAAUUGUUUCAAAAUUUCACAUCUAAUCCUGUUUGUGUUCUUGUACCGAGAGACGAACUUAGUCUUUCUGAUCUUCAACAAUUCUACAUCGAUGUUGGCUCAGAGGAAUGGAAAUUCGAAGCGUUAAAUGAUUUAUUUUCCAGUGUUUGUGUUUCACAAACUGUUGUCUUUGUUAAUACUCGACGAAAAGUUGAGUGGCUUGCAAGUCAGUUGAAACGAGAAGGUUUUACAGUGGCUGCUGCUCACGGUGAUCUUGAUCAAAGCCAAAGAGAGUCAGUUAUGAAACAAUUUCGUUCUGGCGAAUGUCGUAUUUUAAUCAGUAGUGAUAUGUGGGCUAGAGGUAUUGAUGUUCAGACAGUGGGAUUAGUUGUGAAUUUUGAUUUGCCAAUGAAUACCAGUGAAUACUUACAUCGUAUAGGUCGUUCUGGGCGUUUUGGACGUACUGGUUUGGCUGUUAGUUUUAUUGCCAAUGCUGAGGAACGUAAACAGCUUUUAGAAAUUUGCAAUUAUUAUCAAAUUGCUAUUCCACCAGCACCAGCUCGUUUGGAUAAAAUGUUAGUCAUUAAUAAUUCUGUACACAGUUCACCCAAAAUAGCAAAUUCACCAUGUAAAUCUGAUACAAGCAACGGCCAACCUGUAAAACACCAUCAACUUGCGAAACAUUUAAAACGUAAGAAAAAACAACACAAGAGGAAAAAAAAACUUGAAAAUUGCAAAAUAAAAUAAACUUUGUACAUCUGUUUCUAUAAAUUUAAUGCAUAUGCUUUUUAGUGUUUUGAAGAUCAAAGGUGUUAUGUCUAAUCUGUAAUUGCUUUCAUGAAGGUUGUUAAUAACAGUUCAAGUCCAGUCUUUCCUAGUAAAAAUGACAGUAAACGGUAUCUGUAUAUUUCAAACCACCAAUAAUUUCGACCAAAUAGACAUACUGUCACCUUAUAUGCAGGUGAUAAUUUCAAUAUUAUCGACACUACUUCAUAAUUAAGAUAUAGAGUCUGAAUAUAUAUAAAUAUUUUAUUCAUAUGUUUUAACCCCGUACAAAAAUUCGAAAACAUUUGUCUAUCGAUUAUAAACUUGGUCGUGUUUAAUUUACUCUAAAUCAUCCUUUUCCACUACUAUUUAAUCAUUACCUUCGCUAAUGUACUCGAGGUCAAUCAAUCCUAUAGCUAUCAUUUCCUAAGGUUUACGGUUUUAUAAUAUUGUUCAGUGUCAUGCUUAAGAUUGGUGGGCACCCAGUGACCGGUCAACAUCAUUAUUUCAGUCCUACAGGAGGUCAUUCUCUGCUGGUACUUGUGAAUGGUGGCAUCCCAGACUGAAGCUUGGUGACGUGAACUCAAAUCACAUGAUAAGUACCAGUCCCCUUAUGAGUUCCUACUAAAACCUAAUGUAGGUCCAGGGUUUCCUGCUGACUCCGAAGGAAUAUGUAACACCAGAUACCCUAGUUACAGUAUCUCAGUAAUAUUGUCAAAUAUUUCCUGUAAAAUUUUGAUGACUCCAAUUCGUUGCGCCUUAGUAUGUAUCUCCUUUGCGGUGCGCAUCUACGACUGUUACUGGGGACCGAACCCGAAACCUUCGGUCUCGUAUAUGGACGUUCAACCUCUAAGCCACCAAACUGGGAUCCAGUGGUGUACACGUCUAACCUCAAUCGAUCCGCGAUAUUGCACGACCACCUUCUAUUGUCUUCGAUGGGUAGCCCACUUCUGGCACAGUUGGACUCCAUUGGUCACGGCUUCUCACUAGAACUGUGGAAUGUUCCCUUCGACGCUAGUCACCGGUGAUCAUACAGAGGGGGGAGUUUUGCUGUUUGUUGACUAUUACUGAGAUAAUGAGCCGAUCUAAGUUAGAUAACUAUUGAGAACCUCUCAAUUAUAUCACAUAACAACUAAGGAAUAUUGAAUUAGGUUAGCCUUUCUUGUCACUACACUAAAACUGAACACCAUAGUCCAAUACAGACAUCAUCCGAACUGCUAAUAACUUACAUUAUUUACCUUCACCAUUUAACUCCUUACGAGUUUCACUUACAAAUUUAGUAGGCCUAAUUGUUUUAGUAAUCUCAGAUUGCUUGUGGAGUUCCUUUUCAAGAGUCCUCCUACCUUAAACUUGAUAACUGAUAUUACAGAAAAGGGUGUGAGGAAAUUGUUUAAUACGUAGUUUUAGUAUCACUGGUUGAUCUUAAUCUCAUAUCUAGUUAUUUUAUUGCU